AUGCCUGGUAAAAUGCAAAUCUACCAACUGGCCCAGCACCCUGGGUCUUCACAAAAGGAGAUUGAAAGUGAACCGGACUGGACUCUUCACUUCCACGAGAACCAGCUGGGCUUCCGGAAUGCCAGUGGCCGGUAUGCAGGGAUCACACAUAUUGGCGAUGAACUCGCUGAAGACCCCGAGGAGGUGCGAGAGGCUCGUGAGCAGAUUGGCGAGCUGAAACAAAAGGUCGAGAAGGGAGAGCUGGUCAAUUUCCGAGACCUGAUAGAGGACCAGAAAGAUAGGGAGCAAUGGGUGAAGAUGGCUCAGGAUUGGCCGGCAAAUGUCCGGCGGCGGCAGAAACAGGAAGAGAGCCAGAGGAACGAGCAGCAGGAAAAAAAGGACGAAGAGAGCCAGGAAGAUGGGGGCAAGCAAGCGAACGGAACCAAACAACAUAAGAAGGACCAAUAUGAAGAUGCCAGCACCCAAAAAGCAAAGCCAGAGCAGGACACGCAAAAGUCGGAGGCCGAUGGAGGCGCAAGGGACGAUAAAACCCAGGAAACUAGUCCGGAGGGACUUGCAUUGAUCCGCGCGUUACAACACGAGAAGGAAACUAUGAGCAGCCUGAAGCAGAACAAUGGCAAAGCAAGGUCACCAGCGCCCGGAAACCCUUACGUCACCAUUGACGAAGCAGAUCAAUUUACCGCAGAUAAUUGGGUGCCUCGAUCCCCUGAUCUAGUCCGGCUGACUGGGAAGCUGCCAUUGAACGCCGAACCGCACUUAUCAAAGCUCUUCAACGCCGGGCUCAUAACCCCAAAUGAGCUCCAUUAUGUGCGGAACCAUGGCCCAGUACCGAAACUGGUUUGGGAGUUUCAUGAGAUAGAGAUAGAAGGUGGUCGGGUGAGAAUUAGUAUGGAGGAGUUGACGAAUAACUUCACGGCUAUAAAUAUUCCUAUCCUCCUGGCCUGUGAUUACACGCGGCGCAGGGAGUUGAACAUGGUUAAGCGUACAACAGGAUUCAACUGGGGUCCUGGGGGCGUGAGCUGUGCUUACUGGAAGGGUCCACUGCUUCGGGAUGUUUUAAUUGCUGCCGGGGUGCCAGAACGCAUGCCUGACCAGGACAACCAACGGUAUUGGAUCCAUUUUGAGGGAGCUGAUGAGCCGAGCGAGGCCAAAUAUGCCACCUCUAUCCCUUUUGACCAUGUUAUGGACCCUAGAAAUGACGUUAUUCUCGCAUACGAGAUGAAUGAUCGACCUUUGCCACCAGACCAUGGUUUCCCUGUCCGAGUGAUGAUCCCCGGGUAUGUGGGAGGACGCUGUGUGAAAUGGCUUAGCAAAAUUUGGACGAGCAAGAAAGAGAAUGACUCGUACUAUCAUCUGCAUGACAACCGAACGCUGCCUAGUUCUGUCACGGAUGCGGAAAGCGAAGUUGCCAAGCUGUUCUUCAGUCACCCAGAUACCGCGUGCUACGAACAGACUCUCAACUCAGUGAUUGCGAGGCCUGCACAAGGGGAGAGAAUUCGACUUAGUGAAGCUCGGAAAGGGAAGACGUAUCGCAUCGCAGGGUUUGCCUACAGUGGCAGCGGCCUUCCGGUUCGUCGAGUCGAGGUAUCUCUAAACGGUGGCAAGACAUGGCUCUACUGUAUUCGCGAAUUUCCCGAGCGCCCCAUACGUCAUGGGGAUAAAUUCUGGACCUGGGUACAUUGGCACGUUGACGUCGAGAUUCUCCAGCUGGCCCAGGCAGAGAGCAUUACAGUUGCAUGCGUCGAUGGGGCUCAUAACACGCAGCCAGAGCAGCCGCGCUGGAAUAUAUCAGGGACAUUAAAUAACUGUCGGUAUUCUGUAAAGCCAGAGAUGGUCUACGAUAACGAUGAUGACCAGUCAGGUACUCCCUACAUAUUAUUUCGCCAUCCAGUGGAGCCAGGAACAGGAGAUGGGGGCUGGAUGCAGCCAAGCGUGGACGUACAGGUACAAAAAGCUAAGCAAAGCGCGGGUGCGCCUCAGAAACAAUUUACACGCGAGGAAAUUGAGAAACACAGCAGUGAAGAUGACUGCUGGAUUGUCAUUGAUGGCAAAGUCUACGAUGCAACGCGGGUGCUGUCUUGGCAUCCUGGUGGGAAAGCGCCCAUCCUUGCGCAUGCUGGCAAGGUUCACCAUGAGACUACCGAGGAGUACGCAAGCAUCCAUGAUGAUUAUGCAACACAGAAGCUCCAAGAGUGUAUUCAGGGAGUCGUGACGGAAAAGGCGCUGAUAUACAUCGAGAAAAAUGCUGAGAGGGCGAAGAAGGAAAAGCAGCAAGCUGCCCAGGCCACCGACCAGGCGCUACAGAAACAUCGCUGGGUACCCGUCAAAUUGAUGGAUCGCAAGGCUAUUAGCAAAGACACUCGGGAAUAUACAUUCAAACUGCCCGAGGGCAAACCUACCCUAGGCAUCGGGGCUUGCCAACACGUCGAAGUAGCCUUUCAUAUGAAGGACCGAAUGCUUGUACGUCCUUAUACACCGACUCAGCCGCUUCUUCCCCCGGAGAAAUCAUCCUCAAAGGAUUGUCGUGGGAAUGAGAAGUCUCAGUUCAUCAGUAAAGUUAGAGACGGAAAGGGUACCUUCACAUUGACCAUCAAGACCUACUUUCCUAAUGACGACCAGCCUGGAGGCGCAAUGUCGAACGUCUUAGACUGUUUACCGCUAGGUGAGGAUGUUGACAUCCGAGGCCCGACAGGGGAUCUCGUAUACGAAGGAUACGGAAAUUUCACAAUCGCAGGAGAGAACAAGCAAUUCCAACGAGUGUCUCUGGUGAUCGGAGGCAGCGGUAUAACCCCUGCUUAUGCACUCAUAGCUCGAAUACUACUCACAGAUGGAGAUAAGACGGAGAUCCGCGUUAUCGAUGCGAAUAAAACGACAAGUGACAUUCUGCUACGAGAUCAGCUAGAUAAGUUUGUGAAAGAUAGUGCUGGACAGCUCCAGGUUGCACAUGUCAUCUCAAAACCAGAUGAUGACUGGAAAGGGCUUACGGGACAUGUCAACGAGGAAAUAAUCCAAAAGCACAUAUUUGAACCUUCUGACGAAAAUGUGGCCAUUCUGUGCGGACCACCGGCAAUGAUCGAAAAGGCAGUGCUGCCUGCUCUUGACGAUUGGGGAUAUGUGCGCGACGAGAAUGUCUUCGGUCUUUGA
This is a messenger RNA of Aspergillus eucalypticola CBS 122712, 3144 nucleotides long. RefSeq names its product putative nitrate reductase. Gene Ontology annotation, molecular function: oxidoreductase activity; molybdenum ion binding. Bases 1 to 3144 code for a protein of 1047 amino acids. The record is from RefSeq and is a predicted model, not a curated record. Lineage: Eukaryota; Fungi; Ascomycota; Eurotiomycetes; Eurotiales; Aspergillaceae. The transcript has 4 exons.